Molecule: messenger RNA, 1442 nt
Organism: Chaetomium fimeti
Lineage: Eukaryota; Fungi; Ascomycota; Sordariomycetes; Sordariales; Chaetomiaceae
Product: ribosomal L27 protein-domain-containing protein
Exons: 2
Coding region: 137-1300 (387 amino acids)
Biological process (GO): translation
Cellular component (GO): ribosome; mitochondrial large ribosomal subunit
Molecular function (GO): structural constituent of ribosome
Source: RefSeq, a predicted model, not a curated record
ACAACAACCAAGCACCAGCUUCGGCAGCUGCGUUCAGUGUUCCGGUCCCCGUUUUUGGUUCCGGGAUCUCGACCUCUUGCUUCCCCGCGCUCCGACCCCGUCUACAAUUACUGCGAGGUGCUCGCCGUCCGACCCAAUGCAUCUCGCACGGCUGCAGGGGCCCCUCCAACGGGCCGCUGCCAGCGGUAGCCGAUCAUUCACCACUGUUCUACGCCCGACGACGACAACGGCGACGACAACGACGACGACCCUCGAGGAGCGAUUUGCCCACCUCCGACUUGCCUCGCCGGCUGCUGUCAAUUCCACCGUGGGGGGGCGGCGCUAUGCCUCAACCAAGUCACAGGGAGCCUACAAGCUCAAGUCCAAGAAAACGAUCCCCAAGAAGAUGGGUGCAAAGAAGACCGGCGACCAGUAUGUCAUCACCGGAAACAUCCUCUACAAGCAGCGCGGUACGAUAUGGCACCCCGGCGAGAACACCAUCUUGGGCCGCGACCACACCAUCCAUGCCGCCGUUGCGGGGUAUGUCAAGUAUUACCGAGACCCGGCCCGUCACCCCAAACGCCAAUACAUUGGUGUCACCUUCAACCGCGAGGAUAAGCUGCCGUAUCCCGUAUCAUCACCACGCCGGCGCAAGCUGAACCUCGUGGCCGUGCCCCGGCAGGUUGAGAAGGUUGUCGAGGAGACCACAGCACCUAGCGGCAUCCCCCGUUCAGUAACGCGGCACGAAGUGGUCGAGAAGGCGGAGACAGAGACUGCCGAGGCGGCGGCAUCGGAGCAGCCCACCAACAAGCCGCAGGAAUUCGUUCCUCUAGCGGACGGCAACUCGAUCGUCGCCAACCUAGUCCGGGACAAGCUCAGGACCAGGUACCUGGCCCAGGCCAAGAAGGACGCGCAAACCCUCGAGAAGCAGAAGGAGCUCGACGCGCGCAAGGGCACCCGCGUGUUCCACCUGCAGCCCGACUACAGCUACCGCGAGAGCAACUGGGAGAUCGGCCGGCUGGUGGGCGACGUCGGCUCCGUGCCGGGUGCCAACGAGGCCGAGUCGAGGAAGGCCAAGUUCCGCCUGCGUAGGAGGAAACGCAUGGUCCACUUCCAGGGAAUCAAGAAGCGCAAGAUGGCCAAGUCCAGCCGCCGCGACGAGUACAGGGUUAAGGUGCGCGAGAAGAGGGCGUCGAGGCUGGCGCAGAGGGCCGAGACCGCGGCUGCCCUCAGGGCUUCCGUCGGCAAGGCUGCGGCUGAGGCCAGCAAGGCGGUGGCGGGGAACAAGAAGGCGGAGAAUAAGGACGAGGUCAAGGCCUGAUUCUUCUUUGAGGUUUUGCCGGUUUGUCUGUGAGAUAGCGGCCGAGUGCAGACAUCCAGGUCGUAUCUUGCAUCCCGACAGGGGCCGUGCGGCCAGAGCCGCUGUACCAUAUUCUGUCAAAAUAGAUUCUGUCGAAAUCCUG